UGCGAUUGGUCAACGGUGUUGUUGACAUAACGGUCGAGUGAAGCAAACCAACCGCAAACCGAUCGGCGACUGCACAGCCAAUGGCGAAGCUACUGGCAACGUUCAAAGCCACCCUCACGAGGAUACUGUUUGCCGCCCACGGGUUCAUCGCGAUCUGGCAGGUGACGCAAAACAAGAAGGAACCCAUCUACUGGUGUCUGUGCGCCCCGAUCGGCGUACUCUUUAUCGAGGGCAUCUUUACGCUGGCGAUCAAGAAGAACCAGGAAUGGCGCUGGUUCUGUCCGUCCGUCUUUCUGUACCUGUCCAGUAUCGUCCCUGCGAUAUGGUUGCUGGAGCUGGACAAGCUGGACAAGCGUACCCGGUACCAGGACCAGAUGCUGAACGAAACCAUCAAUCUUGCGGCGACGGUCGGCAAGGAUCUGAAGGACCUGAACAAGAUGCUGGGCGUCAAGAUUCAGCUGCCGGACAUCCAGCUAACGGCCGAGAUGUGGGUCACGCUGAUCGAGCAGUUCCUUAUGCUCGUACUCAUCAUUGGCCGGUGGAUGCUGCCGAAGGGAGAUCUCACCCGGGACCAGCUCAGCCAGCUGCUGCUCGUGUACAUCGGGACGGCGGCGGACAUUAUCGAGUUUUUUGACUCCUUCAAGGAUGCGAAGAUUGCAAACGAACCGGUGCUGGUGCUGCUGACGCUUAGCAUCUGGUCCUGGUCGUUGCUGCAGUUCACCAUCGUUCUGUCGGCGACACGUGCCCGCAAACCACGGGGCGGUGGAAGCCAACCGAGGGCCACCGGACCGGAUGGGGCCGAUGAUACGAGCUGCUGCAAUGUGGCCUGCUGUAACAUCGAUGUGUGGGGCAUUGCGCUGAACAUUUUGCUGCAGGACGCACCGUUCCUUACCUUCCGGUUGCUCAUCAUCGUGCACUACAAAAUCAUCACCUACAUGAACAUCUUCUUCACCUGCAAAAACACGCUCGUGAUACUGCUGCAACUUUACCGGCUGUACGUGGUGAAUUCGGAAAAUCGGAAAGCGGCCGCCACCAGGAAGCGGUUGAAGAUGCGGGCACGGGCCGAACAGCAGUCGGCAAGUCGGCAGCAGAAGCAGCGCAAAAUUAGCAAAAGGAAAGUGGCAGACAUUGGAGAUGAUGACCCGGACCAGGACGGACGAAAGUCGAAGCAUUCGCGGAAAAGUCGGUCGUCCUCGUCCCGCAAGGACACUGGCUACUCGACCGCCAGCAGUCAGACGACGGCCGAGCAGCGGCGUCAGCGACGGUCGGCGACGGUGAAACCGCGGCCCGGUACCGUGUCGGAUGAGGACGAUCCACCGAACCACCACGGUGAUGGCGGUGCGGUGGAAGAUGAUGAUUGCAACCUGUCAGAGGGCGAACGGCGCCCGGGAAAAGGUGAAGCACGUCGGGCAAAGGACGCAAAGGACAGAAAAUCUUCCACCAACCGACACGCGGACACGAAGCAGGCUGGGAGCCGCGGUCGAAAGCAACGAACCUCCUUGGACAGUGAUCGUAGCGAGGAUGGCAACACUGGCACCGAGACGCGCCAUCAGCGAAAACGGCGCAACGGAACCGACACAACGGCCGGUGGUGGUAGCUUCGAGAUUAUCCACGAAAAAACGUCCAGCGGACGGAAGAAGAAAUCGAAACCUCCGCCACAGCACGACAAGUCACCUCCACCACCACCACCACCACCGGACGAAGAGUCCUCCUCCUCCGGAUCAUCGUCCGCUUCCAGCAGCGAGUCCUUUUCCGGGUCGGAAUAA
Anopheles stephensi (Asian malaria mosquito) is the source of this 1766-nucleotide messenger RNA. Its product is annotated as transmembrane protein 26-like. The record is from RefSeq and is a predicted model, not a curated record. The transcript is spliced from 6 exons. NCBI's taxonomy places the organism in Eukaryota, Metazoa, Arthropoda, Insecta, Diptera, Culicidae. Bases 81 to 1766 code for a protein of 561 amino acids.